UUACAGUCACCAAGAAGAGUGACAGCACCUGAAACUUUGGGCUACUAUACCAAAUCAGAGACUCCAUCUCCUCCAGCAUGGCAGGUAAGAAAGUGCUCAUCAUCUACGCACACCAAGAACCCAUGUCCUUCAAUGGGUCCCUGAAGAAAGUGGCAGUUGAAGAACUGAGCAAACAGGGAUGUACAGUCACUGUGUCUGACUUAUAUGCCAUGAACUUUGAGCCACGGGCCACAAGAAAUGAUAUCACUGGUGCCCUCUCUAAUCCUGAAGUCUUCAGAUAUGGGAUAGAAGCCUAUGAAGCCUACAAGAAGACAGCUCUGACCCGUGACAUACUUGAGGAGCAGAAAAAGGUGCAAGAGGCUGACCUAGUGAUAUUUCAGUUUCCACUAUACUGGUUCAGCGUGCCGGCAAUCCUAAAAGGCUGGAUGGAUAGGGUACUGUGCCAAGGGUUUGCCUUCGACAUCCCAGGCUUUUAUGACUCCGGUUUGCUCAAGGGUAAAUUGGCCCUCCUUUCCUUAACCACUGGAGGUACAGCCGAGAUGUACACAAAAACGGGAGUCAGUGGAGAUUUCCGGUACCUCCUAUGGCCGCUCCAGCAUGGUAUAUUGCACUUCUGUGGGUUUAAAGUCCUUGCCCCGCAGAUCAGUUUUGGUAUUGAUGUUUCAUCAGAAGAAGAAAGAAAAGUGAUGGUGGCAUCAUGGGCCCAGCGGCUGAAGAGCAUCUGGAAGGAAGAGCCUAUCCACUGCACACCCCCUUGGUACUUCCAAGAAUAACAUUUUGUGCUCAGAGUACAGCUAAGGAGCGAGCAGCACCGUGAGAGACCUAAAGCAUGUGCAAAGAGAAGGUGGGGCUGCAUCCAGAGAUGCAGUUAACAGUGCCCACCAGUGAGUGUUUUCAGUUUCAUGCAACUACGUCAGAUG
This is a messenger RNA of Phodopus roborovskii (desert hamster), 920 nucleotides long. RefSeq names its product N-ribosyldihydronicotinamide:quinone reductase 2 (gene Nqo2). The record is from RefSeq and is a predicted model, not a curated record. Gene Ontology annotation, molecular function: NAD(P)H dehydrogenase (quinone) activity. Gene Ontology annotation, cellular component: cytosol. The coding region runs from base 78 to 773 and encodes 231 amino acids. The transcript is spliced from 6 exons. NCBI's taxonomy places the organism in Eukaryota, Metazoa, Chordata, Mammalia, Rodentia, Cricetidae.